Messenger RNA from Zea mays, 1700 nucleotides. RefSeq names its product alpha-1,3-arabinosyltransferase XAT3. The transcript is spliced from 3 exons. Gene Ontology annotation, molecular function: glycosyltransferase activity. The record is from RefSeq and is a predicted model, not a curated record. The coding region runs from base 113 to 1531 and encodes 472 amino acids. NCBI's taxonomy places the organism in Eukaryota, Viridiplantae, Streptophyta, Magnoliopsida, Poales, Poaceae.
GCCAGCUGACUAACUGGGUUGGAGCCUAGCUUCGAGCUGAGCAUACCCACCACCAGUUGGAGCUUUCUUGAGAGAGCAUUUGAGAGUUCGAGCACUAGCUAGCUUGUAGGGGAUGAAGCAAGCAAGGCGUGGGAGUAACAAGCUGAAGCAAUGGAGCAGAGCGGCGCCGGCGCUGUGGCUCCUGCUGCCUCUUCUAGUUUUGAUGGUGCUCAAGACAAAUCUCCUGCCAGUGCUUGCACGAUAUUCAGUAGUCGGGUCUCCACAUAUCGCGGCAUCAACACGCGGUGCGAGUGUGACCAGCAACGACGUCGAUGCCCCGAAAGCUGUGGCUGCACCAAUGAUAAGCAGCAAGCUAAUCUGCAACUUGAGCAACCAUCAGUCGAACACGUGCACCAUGAAAGGCGACGUGCGCAUCCAUGGCAAAUCCGCAACUGUAUACGUCGUCUCGGCGUCCACCUACUGUCCGGAAAAUUCGACGAUCAAGCUCCGCCCGUAUGCACGCAAGUGGGAGGAGCAGGUGAUGCUGCUGGUUCGCGAGGUCACCGUGCGUUCCAGUUCGCCACCAGCAGGCGGCGGUAGUGCCCACGACCCACCACCACCGCAGUGCUCGGUUCGGCACGACAUGCCAGCCGUGGUUUUCUCUACCGGCGGAUACAACAGGAACUUCUUCCACGUCAUGACCGACGUGAUCAUCCCACUCUACCUGACGGCCCGAGAGUACGACGGCCACGUCCAACUGCUUGCCACCGACUACGAGCCCAAGUGGAUCGCCAAGUACAAGGCCAUCCUCGCCGCACUGUCCAGCUACCCAGUCAUCGACAUGGACACCGAGGACACCGUGCGCUGCUUCCAGUCGGCCCAUGUCGGGCUGGAGAGCCACAAGGAGCUGGGCAUCGUCCCGGCUCUCUCCCGCAACGGCUACACGAUGGUCAGCUUCCGGGACUUCAUCCGCUCCGCCUACUCGCUGCAGCGGGCACGGGUGACACCCGUGAGCAGGAGCACAACCGGGCGGAAGCCUCGGCUCGUCAUGGUCCUGCGGCGCAACUCGAGGCAACUCAAGAACGAGGCCGACGCCAUCGCCGCCGCGGCCGGUGUCGGCUUCGAGGUGGUGGCUGCGGGACCAGACGACGUCAGUGACCUGGAGCGCUUUCCCGGGGUGGUUAACUCCUGCGACGUGCUCAUGGGCGUGCACGGCGCUGGGCUGGCCAACAUGCUCUUCCUGCCUCACAACGCCACGGUGGUGCAGAUCAUCCCGUGGGGCGAGCUCAGGUGGGCGUGCCGGCAUUCGUACGGAGACCCGGUGCCAGACAUGGGACUCCGCUAUCUCGACUACGAGGCCUCGGCGGAGGAGACCACGUUGAAGGAGACCUACCCCCGCGACCACGCCGUCUUUACGGACCCGCUCUCCAUACAUCACCAGGGAUUCGACAAGAUGUGGAACAUCUUCAUCAACGGACAGCAUGUCAUCGUAGACAUCGACCGGUUCACAGGGUUCAUGAAGCAACUUUACCAGUCCAUCACCACGGAGUAGAGUAGGCAUCAGUUGGAUGGUUCAUGUUAGACCAUAUAUAGAUGUGCAACUCUGCUAGCUCUUCAUUGGAUACUCAGGUUCCCUAAUUAAAUACUACUCUCUCAGUUCUAAAUUAUUGUAGCUUAUUUUAGUUUUAUCCGAUACCAAAAAUAUAAUACUUUUUAAUCAA